Molecule: messenger RNA, 3845 nt
Organism: Salarias fasciatus (jewelled blenny)
Lineage: Eukaryota; Metazoa; Chordata; Actinopteri; Blenniiformes; Blenniidae
Gene: jph3a
Product: junctophilin 3a
Exons: 5
Coding region: 997-3615 (872 amino acids)
Biological process (GO): regulation of synaptic plasticity
Cellular component (GO): junctional membrane complex; plasma membrane; endoplasmic reticulum membrane
Source: RefSeq, a predicted model, not a curated record
UGGAACAGUCCUGUAAUGAGCAGAUUUUAGAGAGAGAGAGAGAGAGAGAGAGAGAGGGAGAGAGAGAGCGAGAGAGAGAGAGCGAGAGAGAGAGAGGCCGGAAAACAAGAGAGGACAGAUGACUUGGUGGAAUUGGGAUAUUACAACAACAAUCCAGAUUUCAGCUGAGCGGUGAGAACGAGGACAAAGGAUUGAGAAGUGGGAGAGGAAUAACCUGCUGUGUCUGUUUGUGCGUCUUCAGGAGAGGGCUCUUCACAUCGCGCGGAGAGGAGGAGGGAGGAAAAAAAAGGAGGAAGACGAGGAGCCGGGGAGAUGCUCACACUCCGCUAUGUCUGAUGAGGCUGAGGCUGUGGACGCCUGCUCGCUUCCAGGCCAUGCUAUAGAAAAAUACCCUUAACUUCUCUCCUCAUCUGGCUUUUUCUGCCCUUAAAUGGCGUCCGGGCGCAGCGGCAGCCCCGUCCUGUAUCCCUCCCUGUGUGCUGGUGCGGCAGGGAUGUGGGGAUGCUCUGAUGUCUGAUUGAGCCAAGCUUCGUCUCUGCUGCUGCUGCUGCUGCCGCUGCCACCGCCGCCGCUCGGUGGGCCUGUGGGACUGCCGGAAAAAAAGCCUAGGCCUCGCUUGUCUGGAGCGGCCGAGGCGACGGGCCCGAGCGAGGAAGGUGGAGGAGGAAGUGGAGGAGGAGGAGGAUGAGAAGCUGAGCCUGCAUGCCCAUGGGAAGCAGCAUGCACGGCAGCCACCUUCGUCACUCCAGAGCCAUCGCCGAGGCUCAGAUUGCUUCUCGUGAGGCCACGCUCAUCGGUCUAUUUCUGAAAGGAGGAAACCGGCUUUUUACACCCUGAACUAAGCGAGGAGAGGGAGAGGGAGAGUCGAGGCUCUGCACCACCAUGCUACCUGGUCCAGACGAGGCCUCCUCCCUCCGUGCUCCUUCUGAGUGAACCCGGCCCUUGUUUUUUCUUCUUCUUGACGUUCUAAGGAUUUUGCCUAGACCUGUUUCAUGCAUGUCCACUGGAGGCAGGUUUGACUUUGAUGACGGGGGGUCGUACUGCGGGGGGUGGGAGCAAGGUAAGGCCCAUGGCCGGGGGGUCUGCACGGGGCCCCAGGGUCAGGGCGAGUACGCGGGGGCCUGGAGCCACGGCUUUGAGGUCCUGGGCGUGUACACGUGGCCCAGCGGGAACAGCUACCAAGGCACCUGGGCACAGGGCAAGCGGCAUGGCAUCGGCGUGGAGAGCAAGGGCCGCUGGGAGUACAGGGGGGAGUGGACACAGGGGUUCAAAGGUCGCUAUGGGCAACUGGAAAGCACAGCCAGUGGGGCCCGGUAUGAGGGGACGUGGAGCAAUGGGCUGCAGGAUGGAUACGGCACUGAAACGUACUCUGAUGGAGGAACCUACCAAGGCCAGUGGCUGGGGGGGAUGCGUCACGGCUAUGGCGUGCGGCAGAGUGUCCCGUACGGCAUGGCGGCCGUCAUCCUCUUCCCUUUGCGAACAUCCAUAAACUCUCUUCGCUCUGAGCACAGCCACGGCCCGCCGGCUGUGCUGGAGGACGGCACCGCCACCACGCCCACGGACGGAGUGGUGGCCGGGCUGGCGGGGAGCCCGGUGGGCCGAGGCGGCUUCGCCCUGACGGCUCCCAGCGAGGCGGAGCGGCAGAGGAAGAGGAAAGGACGCUUUCGGCAGUCCAUCCUGAGCGGCCUGAAGCUUCGGCGCUCCGAGUCCAAAAGCUCUCUGGCCAGUCAGCUCAGCAAGCAGAGCUCGUUCUGCAGCGAGGCCGGCAUGAGCACCGUCAGCUCCGCGGCAUCUGACAUCCACUCCAACGCCAGCGAGAGCGAGCAGGGCGCUCCAGUGGACGCCACCGUCACCGAGAUGUACGCCGGAGAGUGGCGGAGUGACCAGAGGGCCGGCUGGGGCGUGAGCCGGCGCUCGGACGGCCUGCACUACGCCGGUGAGUGGGCCGGAAACAAGAGGCACGGAUACGGAUGUACCACCUUCCCCGAUGGCACCAAGGAGGAGGGGAAGUACAAACAAAACGUGCUGGUGAGCGGAAAGCGCAAGAACUUGAUCCCGCUGAGGGCCAGCAAGAUCCGAGAGAAGGUGGACCGGGCUGUGGAGGCUGCUGAGAAGGCCGCGGACAUCGCCAAGCAGAAGGCAGAGAUAGCAAUGUCCAGGAUGAGCCAUGCUCGUGGGAAGGCCGAGGCGGCUGAGGGAGUGGCGCAGAAGGCCAUGGAGGAGUGUCGACUGGCCCGGAUCGCUGCCAAAGAGCUCUCACCCUCCUUCCACAUCUACGGCAAUGGGCUCGAGUGUCAGAGGCCUAAACACCAGGACGCCAAGGACAAAGACCACGAGGUCAUCUCCACGGGAACAGACAGUCCGGAGCUGUGCACUCCGGACACCACGCCGCCCGUGAUAACACCUGAUCUCAGCCCUGUGCUGAGCGUUCCCACCUCACAGCCCCACAGCCCUCCGCCCAAACACGCCCAUCGCCCCAGAAAUGCUUGCUUCAUGCGCCAGAGUGCGGUGGACGAUCAGGGCGGGGCUGAGAUCCAGGUGCUGGUGGAGGGGCGUGGAAUGGAUCUGCCAAGGGGAGGGGCCAACAAUUGGACUGACGACAUGUACCCCGACCGAGGCGGCAGCAGCCGCUCCACCACGCCCUCCCUGCUGGAGGAGCAGGAGGGUCAGAUCAAUGGCCACGAGCAGGCCCCGCUGUCCAACCACAAACCACGGGACAAGUCCAUGUCCAAACACAAGCCCCGCGAACACGCCUCCUCCUACAGAACGUGGGAGCAUUCCUUAUCCAACCAAAAGCCCUCCAAGCAUGCCUCUUCCAAUCACAAGUCGAGGGAGUACUCGUCCUCCAAUCACAAAACAUGGGAUCAUUCUUCCACCAAUCACAAGGCCUGCGAGCAUGCCUCUUCCAACUACAAGCCGCAGGUGCACAUUUUAUCCAAUCACAAGGCCUUGGAACAUAACAUGUCCAAUCACAAGACUUCUGAGCAUGCUUCUUCCAAUCACAAGCCCCAAGAUUAUAUCUCCUCUAAUCACAAUGCAAAGGACCACGUCUCGUCAAGUUACAACCCUCGAGAGCAUGUCUACUCCAACCACCAUCCAAAGCAGCACAACCCUUCCAACCAUAAGCUUCAUGAGCAUGCUGUAAUCGACCAAAGGCUCGAAGGCCCCACCGGGGGCUGGACUGCUGAAAGCACCCUUAGGUGGAGCCCUGCCCACUCGCGUCUCACGGAGCAGGACGAAGAGCGGAUGAACGACUACACGGUGGACAUGAGGCUCCAGUGUCCGGACUCACAGACAGCUCGGGGGCUGGGCCAGGAGUCCCCGGCCCCCAAAAACAACAGGCUGCGAUCCCGAGGCCUUCGGCCCGUCAGAGAGGGAUCCAUGGACUCUGUACAGAUGCUGGACAACCUGAAUGUGGGGGCGGAGCUGGAGGAGUGGCCGCUGCACAGGGACCUUACCCUCUCCCCACCCCUAAAGUCUCAGCCCAUCACUCUGGAGCAGGAAGGAGAGCAUCUCACCCUCAAAUCAAACUCAGGCUCCAGCUCUAUUCUGGUGGUUAUGGUCAUUUUACUCAAUAUUGGAGUAGCCAUUCUUUUCAUUCACUUCUUUAUUUAAGCUUAUACAGGUAUGAUCUACUAAGACUUAUUGAUAACUAUGGUAUAUUAUAUUAUUACUUACUGAGAAGGACAUUCUGCCUAUUCGACUGGAGCCCGCAGCCUGAGUGACGGACACAGCAGAGCCUUUCUAUUGUUGCUACUGGUCUUUUCACCUCCGUUGAAGCCCAUUUCAGUUUCUACAAGAAGCACCCUUUCUUUUCCAAUGCAUAUUUUUCAGCUUGCAACCAU